This is a messenger RNA of Exaiptasia diaphana, 1515 nucleotides long. RefSeq lists its product as uncharacterized. Bases 138 to 1193 code for a protein of 351 amino acids. NCBI's taxonomy places the organism in Eukaryota, Metazoa, Cnidaria, Anthozoa, Actiniaria, Aiptasiidae. The transcript has 3 exons. The record is from RefSeq and is a predicted model, not a curated record.
GGGUGAUGAUUGGAUUACGAUGGAACGCCGGAUCUAUAUCGAUUACUUUCGCCGAAGCAAAUACAUGUGCUUUUCAGUGCAAGACGGGCUACUUCAAGCAAAUCUAUGUAAGUUACAAAUAACCAAGACCUUAGAACAUGACAUCACAGGAAUCUACCUCGUCACAAGAACCUUCAAGCACUAUCUCUGGCUAUAUACACCAGUUAUCACCCGUAAAGAAUGCAAAUAACAAACAAAAAACAKCAUAUUUUAACUUUACUAUCCAAACCUCKAGUGACACACAACAGCGUGCGGUCUGUUACCAUCCAGAUAAAAGAAAUGAGAUAUUCAACUUCCAACAGCAACGGGCUCCUGUGGCUUUUAAAGACGGUCAAUUAACUCCAAACAAAAGAAACGCUUCACAGAUGGACUUUUCAGUCAGGAAAAAGACCAAACUACAGGCAACAGUUGUCGACUUCGACUUUGAUGGGUCAUUUGAUUCCAAGCUGGCACCCCUAUCCUCAAUAGCUUCAUUUAUGCCAUUCCACCAGCUUGAUGUAAAAGUAAAGGUGGUGUCAAAGACCGAGGAAAAGCAGAAAAUUAUUGUGCGAGAUCAUCCUUGCUUCAAAACUGAUUGCAUGAUCUUUGAUGGGACUGACUCUAUAAGACUUGAACUAUGGGAAUCAGCAAUUGACAAAGUAGCAAGAGGAAAAUGUUAUUACAUUCAGAACAUUAAAGUCAAGAUCUUCAAUGAUACUAAGUAUCUUUGCACCAAUGAAUACACAGUCAUCGAAGAAAUUGAAAGUGACACAAUUCCAGAUCUCAACUUGUCAUCAGAAUCUUUUCAAGAUUGCAUUAUAGAAGGAAAGGUUAUUGGGAUUGACAUUAACCGCACCCCAUCCUGCCCUUUAUGCAACGCCAGGAACGAUCAGCUUCCUGAUGACGAAAUGAUUGAUUGUAGAKGGUGUGAGUCAACCUUCCUGGUUGACCAGAUUAAAACCAAACUCGUUUCAAGAUUGUCGCUUCAAGUUGACCAGAAAAUUAUUAUCUAUUCUGCGUUCAACGAUGCCUUACAAAGCUUUCUUGUUCUGCAAAAUGUAACCACCAAGCUUGCUGACAUGACAGACAAAGAUAUCAAAAAACAUUUUCUAAAAGCAUCUCAAGUCAAGUUGCUGGUAGAUCAGUCUACCAAGGUGAUAAGUCAGUUCCUUUAAACUUUGACUUAGAUUAUAAAGAACUUUAUUUCAAAAGUGUUACAUAAUUAGUAAAAAAGACAUUAUACAAAAUUCUGUUCACAAAGUUAAUGUUCACAUUUGAUAUAUUAUUGUUCAUUGAAUAUAUAUCAAAAUACAGCAAUAUACAGAAAUUCUUACCCCUUUGACUCAUAUUUCAAGGAUAUAUAAAAUAUAUCAGAAAUUAUGGGAUAUCAUUGCUGAUAUUUUUUUCAGAUAGUACUGGUCCUAUGCAAACCCAAAAGAAUAUCAGUUACCAUAUCCCAUAAUUUCUGAUAUAUUUUAUAUAUAGUUGAAAUAUGAG